AUGCCUGGUGGAAAGGGAAAGUCUUCUGGCGGAAAGAGCUCCGGCGGCAAGACAAGCGCUGCUGAGGGCACCAAGAAGCAGCAGAGCCACUCUGCUCGUGCUGGCCUUCAGUUCCCCUGCGGUCGUGUCAAGCGUUUCCUCAAGCAGAACACCCAGCAGAAGAUGCGUGUGGGAGCCAAGGCUGCCGUGUACGUUACAGCCGUUCUGGAGUACCUGACUGCCGAAGUCCUCGAGUUGGCAGGCAACGCUGCAAAGGAUCUCAAGGUGAAGCGUAUCACACCCCGCCACCUCCAGCUUGCCAUUCGUGGUGACGAAGAGCUCGACACUCUGAUCCGUGCAACAAUCGCCUACGGUGGUGUCUUGCCACACAUCAACCGCGCUCUGCUGCUCAAGGUCGAGCAGAAGAAGAAGGCCAAGGCACUUGAAGGCUAA
Molecule: messenger RNA, 432 nt
Organism: Fusarium musae
Lineage: Eukaryota; Fungi; Ascomycota; Sordariomycetes; Hypocreales; Nectriaceae
Gene: HTZ1
Product: histone H2A.Z
Exons: 3
Coding region: 1-432 (143 amino acids)
Cellular component (GO): nucleosome
Molecular function (GO): structural constituent of chromatin; protein heterodimerization activity; DNA binding
Source: RefSeq, a predicted model, not a curated record